Messenger RNA from Miscanthus lutarioriparius, 2172 nucleotides. The record is from the annotation of a GenBank genome assembly. NCBI's taxonomy places the organism in Eukaryota, Viridiplantae, Streptophyta, Magnoliopsida, Poales, Poaceae.
AUGCCUGGUAUGCCGACGGACGGUGGCGGCGCUAUCGUACCUUUUACAGGGGAGCCUGGCCAAGGGGCGCCACCGGUGCGGCCAAUCCGCCACGGCGUGGCGCCGCCCAUCUUCCGCACCUACGUCUCCUGGUCCAGCGGCAACCUUCUGCAGGUCGCGUGCCUCCGCCCGCCGAAUUCGGAAGGUGGCGGCGGCACGGUGGAGGUCGUUGGGAGUGUGGUGGAGGUGAAUCUCGGAGACGGUGGCAGCGGUGGCUCGGAGGCCGAGGAGAAAAUUGACGAGGCGGAGAUGCGGCGGAUCGAGUACGGGUCGGUGCCGGCCUUCGCGCUGCUGCAGAGCAGGAAGAACUCCCUCGCAGAUGCUGCUACUAUGUCGCACGUGCCCUCAGUCCCCGAUCAUGAAGAAUGGUGGCAAUAUGUGCUUGAGUACAGCAAAACCAUUGGCAAUCUCCUUGGGAACCCAGACCCUCCUGUUUUCAUGAUUGAAGACCCCAUGACAAUUCUUAAGUUUAGGGAGAAACCGACAAGUUUAAGGGCUGCUUGGGAGUUGUUGGAGAUAUUCUAUGUUGAUAAACAUUUGCAAGGCUGGCUUCCUGAGCGUCUUGUUGAUUGGUUAGCCGAUUUUGACAGCCUGUUGUCAACGAUGGUGAGCACGGUGUACUCUAAGCUCAGCAAUUUCCAGAAAAAACUCAUUAACUUGCAGAUUGUUGAAGAUGAUCCUGAUUACUGGAAUGGUUUGUCAGCAGCACUUUCAGUUGGAUGGCUUGAUAUUGUUGUGAAUAUGCUACGGUUUCAUGGAUCGUACCAAUUAGAUCAGAUGGAUAACCGUGAGACAGAAAAUGGAUUGGUCGAGGCUGUUGCUGUUCUUGUAUCAACGAUGCCCCGCUUGAGACCAAAUUUGCCAACUGGUAAAUUAGGCCAGUGCUGCAAAACAAGACCUGAUUUUAUCAAGGCAUGGGAAAAGUGGCGAGGUCAAGUAACUAAACUGGAGUGCAGUGCAUUUUGGAUCCAGUGCGGCCACCAAAAAACCCGUGAUGGUUUGAAGAAUUUGCUUCAUAUUAUGAUGGGGAACGUAAACAAACUCACUGACGCUACUUCCCAUUGGCUGGAGCUGUUUGCUUCUCAUUUUCUUUACAUAAAACCAUUUACAGUGGGUUUUGAAGGGAUGCACCAUUUAGCACAGAAAUGCAUACAGCUUAAGCCAUCCUCUGGCACUAAUGGAUUAACAGGCCUCAUUCUUGGUGUCCUUUCAGAAAAUACAGAGGUUGUCUUGGCAGAAUGCACAAAAAAUUUUGGCCCUUGGCUGGUCACACAUGCUAUGGAACUUCUGACAGCUGAUAAUGACUAUGCGGAUGUUAUGUUGCAUGAAGAGCGACCUAACUUAGGUGGUAUAAGCAUAGAGGAACUGCACCGGCUAGUCUAUGCUCAAGUUUUAUGUUCUCAUUCUUUAACUUGGCAGAUUGCGCCUACUUAUCUGUCCUCAUGUCUAAACCAAGGCCUAGGACUCUUGGAGAUUCUACUUCUCAAGCAACCCAUACAAGAUAAUUGCCUAGUACUCAAGACUUUGGAAAUUUGCCGAUUGUACGAACUGGAGAAUGUUAGUACAAUCAUCAUGAAGAUUGCUGGCAUUUAUCAUUGGAAGCAUGGACGAAAAGGAACUGGUGUAUACUGGUUCCAGCAAGCUCAUGAUAAAGUUUGUCUUGACAGAAUUGCUCAACAGUUGUUCGAACACAUUGGGAAGUCAGUGACAGAUGAUAGCUUUAAGCAAUGGGAAGGGCUGCUCGAGCUCCUUGGUUCUGACAUUGGUAGUGCGGGCGGUCUUGAGUUCCUUCACAGGUACCGGGAUUUCAAGAAGUCUCUGCAACAAGCUCUAGACAGAAGGUGUGGUGCUCGGCAAACUGUGGAUUUUUUAAUACAGCUUAUGAAAAACCCAUCCACACCGCAACGUUUCUGGCUACCCCUUCUACAUGACUCGGUGGAGCUACUUAAUAGCAAACUCAGCCCUCUUAUGAAUGUUGCUGAGACGACAUUGUUGCUCAACAAGCUGCAAGAGCUGUCAAUGGCCAAGCUGCGCCCUGAUUUUUCCAGUAAUCACCUACCAAGCCAUGCGAUAAGCUCUGUGAGAUUGGCUCUGGCAUCAAAUCUGGCACGUGCCAUUCUUGGAGACCCGUAG